Molecule: messenger RNA, 592 nt
Organism: Betta splendens (Siamese fighting fish)
Lineage: Eukaryota; Metazoa; Chordata; Actinopteri; Anabantiformes; Osphronemidae
Gene: nphs2
Product: NPHS2 stomatin family member, podocin
Exons: 4
Coding region: 1-573 (190 amino acids)
Cellular component (GO): plasma membrane
Source: RefSeq, a predicted model, not a curated record
AUGGAAAAGUCCUCCGGUGUCAGCCCCGAUCAUCUGCCGAGAUCCAGAACAACGCCAAGGAUGGAAAGGGAGAGGGGAGCCAAGGGGCCUCCCAGAAGUCACCGGCAAAAGGCACCCAAGGCGGGCUGUCUCCCUGAAGCACCGACGAGGAAGAAAGAUAUGAGGCCGAGGGAAAAGCCAGAGGUGAAGUCAGACCAGGAGACAGAAGUGAAGCUGAAAACCACAGUGGUGGAUAUAGACAGUGUGAGAGACGAUGAGGUGAAGGAGGAGAACCUGGGGCUGCUGGAAGCUGCAGACCAAGACGAUGGGUUGAAGCGCAAGAACCUGGGUGUGUUUGAGUGGAUGCUGAUGGUCUUCACCCUGGCUUUGGUUCUUCUCUUCCUGCCUUUCUCCAUCUGGUUCUGUGUUAAAAUAGUGAGGGAGCACGAAAGGGCCGUGAUCUUCAGAAUGGGUCACCUCCUUUGCGGAAGAGCCAGAGGCCCAGGCCUCCUUUUCUACCUCCCACUCCUCGAUGUGUGUUACAAAGUGGACAUCCGUCUGAAAAUGCUGCAGGUUCCCCCUCACACGGUAUAAGACGUUCAACACGUCGCGC